CCAAUUUCGACCUACCAUUCCCCUGGCUUAGACCUCCUGUUGAAGGCUAAACACUUCCAUUUGAACAAGAACCAGCUUUCAGGUUUCACACCGGCCAAACUUUUCAGCUCUAAGAUGGCACUGAUACACUUGUUGCUUGACAGAAAUAGGUUUACUGGUACUAUUCCAGUAACAUUAGGACUUAUUAAGACUCUUGAGUCGGCUUGAUACAAACGCUCUGGCUGGAAGUGUCCCCUCAAAUCUUAACUACCUUACGAAUGUCAACAAAUUGUGAGUAUCAAUUUUGCAGACUCUACUGUUCUAUUUAACCAUCAUCUUGUUGGUUGUUAAUCUGAUUUUUCAUGGUUUAUAUAUUCUCUUCCAGAAAUUUCGCUCACAACUACUUGUCAGGCCCUCUACCUGACUUAAGUGGAAUGAAUUCCCUCAAUUAUGUAGACCUUAGCAACAACUCAUUUGACCCAUCAGAAGCUCCACUUUGGUUCACAACCUUACCCUCACUCACCACUUUAGCCAUAGAAUUUGGAUCACUUCAAGGGGUUGUGCCAGAGAAGCUUUUCAGCCGUCCAAAUUUACAGCUAGUGAAGCUCAAAUACAAUGCGUUUAACGAUAUGUUGAACAUGAGCGAUAGCAUCAACCCACAACUGCAGCUUGUUGAUCUGCAGAACAAUCAGAUUUCGAGAAUAAGUCUGGGUUAUGAAUACAAAAAUACAUUAAUACUUUUCGGGAACCCGGUCUGCAGCAGUAGUUCUGGUGCAUCAAAUGCUACUUUCUGUCAGCCUCCUCAUCAAACUACAAAAUCUUAAAUGGUCAAGAUGAGAGCUUUUGGCCAACUUGUGGAAAAUGGUGCAAAAAUGGGGAUGCCUGUGUAGCUUCAUCUAAGUUCUUCCAAUCCAAGUCAAGUCAAUAUUGUAAAA
This is a messenger RNA of Prunus avium (sweet cherry), 914 nucleotides long. The record is from RefSeq and is a predicted model, not a curated record. Lineage: Eukaryota; Viridiplantae; Streptophyta; Magnoliopsida; Rosales; Rosaceae.